Papaver somniferum (opium poppy) is the source of this 1209-nucleotide messenger RNA. RefSeq lists its product as uncharacterized. Gene Ontology annotation, molecular function: RNA-DNA hybrid ribonuclease activity; nucleic acid binding. The record is from RefSeq and is a predicted model, not a curated record. The coding region runs from base 1 to 1209 and encodes 402 amino acids. The transcript has 2 exons. Lineage: Eukaryota; Viridiplantae; Streptophyta; Magnoliopsida; Ranunculales; Papaveraceae.
AUGCGUUCUGCUAAGGAUAUAAUUCGCAAGAAGUAUAUUCAGGAGGAUACUUAUGCUGUUUUAUGGCGUAAAACUGUGCAUCCAAAUCUGGCAGCAGAAAACUGGAAGAUUGAAGGGGGGGCUUGUGCGACGCUGGACAAGGUUCAAAGUAGAUUCAAAAUUAAUCUGGUGAAUAGAUGUUACUUGUGUAAGGCAGAGGAGGAGACGCUGGCACAUAUUUUGUGGCAUUGUCAUUUUGCUGCUCAGGUUUGGGACUGGAUCACCUCUAUUUUUAACUUGACUCCUCAUUUGAAUCUUAUUACUUGUUACAAAGCUGCCAAGGGGAAGAGUCGCAUGAUCAAAGAUAUUUGGUUAACAACAAUUCUGGUUGUACGGGCUGAAUUGCGGCUUGCUCGCAACAAAAUUGUUUAUGAGAAGAAAACAACAAAUCUGGAGUUUUUCAAGAAGCGUGUUUUUCACCUGGUGAAUGAACAUUCAGUGCGUUCAAAAAGUUUCAUGCACAACUCUGUGUAUGAUUUGAGCAUUUUAAAUUUCUUUAGAGUGCAUCAUAGGAGGGUUAGGAAUAUCCAGCCUUUGGAGUGUUUUUGGAGUCCUCCACCAAGAGACGUUUUACUUCUCUGCUGUGAUGGUGCGGCUAAGGGUAAUCCAGGUCGUGCGGGAGCAGGUGUGGUUGCUAGGGAUGCUGAUUGCAAUGUGGUUGGUGCUAUGAGUAUCGGCCUUGGUGUUGCAAAUAACUAUAUGGCUGAAUUAUUUGGUAUUCUUGUGGGGCUUGAAUGGGUUGUACAAUGGGGUAUGAGACGCAUUAUUGUUCGAUCUGAUUCCAUAAGUGCCGUCACUAAUUUUUCUAAUUUGAAUGUUCCUUGGAUGAUCAAGCUUCGUUGGGAGAUUCUUCAAGGUUUCUAUGACUCAAUUUCUUUCGAGCAUACUUAUAGAGAGGCUAAUUUUGCAGCGGAUAUCAUGGCAAAAAGAGGUUGUUUAUUAAGAAAUGGUCAAGGUUUUUCUUUAAUUUAUAAGAAUGAUGCAGUAGAAUUUGAACUUGGAAAAGCAGGACCAAUCUCAGCAUCUAUCUCUGAAGAAGCGGAAGCCUUAGGAUUACUUCAAGGAGCGCAAUGGGCCAUGAAAGAAGGAAUGACGGAUUUCACAGUGGAAGGUGACUGCAAGAACCUGUUUGAUUACUUGAACGAGAAAGCUUCUCAAUUGGAAUGGUAG